UCAUGGCAGGCAUUUGCAUUUCCCUCCAAAGUCGCAUUCAGUCUUCCGGAGCUCUCUGUCGUCUACUUUCUGCGUCCGCUAAACUCCCACCUUCAUUUAUUAACUCUGUAAUUUUAGAGACCGACGGUGGAGGAGAACUUGUUUUUUGAAAGCCAAGUGAAGCGACGACCUACUGGCCUUUGGUAGACAUGUUUCUGCCUACAUGAGCAUGUGGCUUUGCUUAAUAGCACAGCCACAUACAGCCACAUGGGGUUUUCUUCUGCUCUUCGCUCCAAUCUUCCGGCCAACACCUCCCCAAAGUUGUUCUCGCUGAGGUUCAGUGUGAAGCAGAACAGACCGAAUUUUAUAAAAGUUUCAAAGACAACAAGACCUUCAAGGUGGAUUGUCAAAUCAGCCUUAAAUGGCAGCAAGCCGAAGUUUAAUGACAAUGGGGCAACUGAACCUGCAAGGAUUCUUCUUGAGAGAUUGUUUGCUCAGACACAGAAACUUGAAGAAGAGAUGAGCGGAGAUUCUCAGCUUCCCAAGGAUGUUCAACCAGGGUUCAACCUUGAAAUCCUGGAGUCUGAUCUUCUGGCUGUUUUGGAAGCCUUGAGGAAGAAGGAAGAGGAUCUUCAACACGCAGAAAAACAGGUUUUGUCAGAGCACAACGAUUUAAACCGUGCAAAGGAGGAGUUGGAGCAACGAGAAAAAGAAAUUGCUGUUGCAUAUUCUAAGCAUGAAAAACUAGAAGGGGAGGUGAAGGAGGCAAAUCUUAACCUAGCUUUUCAAGCCAGGCAGAUUGAAGAUUUAAAGCUUCAACUUAAGGAGAGGGAGGAGGGGGUGGUUGCUGCACAAUCUGCUCUAUUUGUAAAGGAACAUGAAAUGGAAAAAAUGACAAGUGAGCUGACAAAGAAGAGUGAGGAAGUUACUAAAAUUGACUCUGAACUGAAAUACAAGGCUCAACUCUUGGAUGAAGCCAAUGAAAUUGUAAAGAAACAAGAAAUUGAGAUUCAAGGACUAAAAAAUGCUCUCCAAGAGAAAGAAGAAGAACUGGAAGUUUCUAUGACUCUUAGAAGACUUGAAGAGGAGAAGUUAAAAGUUGCAGAGGCCAAUUUAGAGAAGCAGACAAUGGAAUGGUUAAUAGCACAGGAGGAACUGAAGAAGUUGAGAGAUGAAACAUCUAAACAUAUGGUAGAAGCUAAUGAAACUGUGAAGGAUUUCAUAAGAGUGAAAAAGCUUCUAGUUGAUGUGAGAUCUGAGCUGGUUUCUUCACAGAAAUCUCUGGCAUCCUCCAGAAAGCGAAUGGAAGAACAGGAGCAGCUAUUAAAAAAGCAGCUAGUGGAACUUGAAGAAGAGAGGAAGAGUGUAAUAUCUUACAUGACUAGUUUGAAAGAUGCCCAAAUAGAAGUUGAGAGUGAGAGAGUAAAACUUAGGUUUGCAGAGUCUCGAAACAAGGAGCUUGAACAAGACUUAUCCUUGGAGAAGGAGCUCAUGAAAGAGUUACAUGAGCAGUUGAAGAAGGAGAAAUCUUCUUUGAAGCAGGCAAUGAAGGAGAUGUCUUCUUUACAGCAGGAACUAGAGGGAAAAAAUACUGAAUUGGGGGAAAUUCAUGGUAUUCUUCAGUUUAAAGAAUCAGAAUUGGUGGAGGCUAAGCUAGAAAUUCAGCAUUUGAAAUCUGAGCAGUCUUCUCUUCAGCUUCUCUUGGAGGAGAAAGAUUUGCAACUCUUUAAUGCAAAGAAGAAGCUGGAGGAAGUAGACCGGGAGGUUGCUGAGCUAAAGAUGCUUUUGAGCAGUAAAGAAGACCAAUUAAUUCAAGCCACAAAUAUGCUAAAGGAGAAAGAGGAGCAUGUUCAGAUGAUGCAAGAUGAGCUGAAUAACACAAGGAUGAAAAUGUCUGAAGCUGAAACUGUAGUGGAACGGAUUGUAGAACUUACAAACAAACUGGUUAUUACCGUCAAGGAUGAAGACUAUAAUGCAUUUGGGCAAUCUGAGAGCAUGGGCUUGGAGCUCAUUCGACAACCAUUGGACAAGUCAAGUGAUGAUUUUAGUUUGCAGAAGAAACAGCUUGAAAGUGAGCUCAAGCUGACCAGAGAGAGCUUAAGAAUGAAAGAAAUGGAACUCCUAGCUACACAGAGGGCUCUCACAAUCAAAGAUGAGGAGCUCAAAGCAGUUAUUGAGAGAUUAGAUUCCAGGGAAAAGGAACUAAAAGGACUCAAGGACGAAAUGGUUACAGAUGCUAAUGAUCUGAAAAAGCUUUAUUCUUUGGCACAAGAGAGAAUUGGUGAGAAAAGUAUUGGGGACCUGGCUAUCGAGAAGCUACAACUUGAGGCAGCUCAACUGGAAGUUGAAGCUGCAACCAUUGCUCUGCAGAAGCUUGCUGGGAUGAGUCGAGAACUUCUGAAUAAAGCUAGUCUGAGCAUUGAUGCUGAUACUGAUGUUGAUACGUUCACACAAAAUGGCCCUGAUUAUCAGAUAGGCACAUUUGAGAACAAUGAAAGUUUGAAGGAGGUUAAAACAGGUGUUGCUCGAUUGUCAGCUUUGACUGAGCAGCUGGUGAAAGAAGCUGGUGUUGUCGGUAGAGAGUAAUGAGAUACUGAAGCUAGUCACUAAAUUCUGUUCAUAGUGGCCAAAUUCUGUUUAUAGGCAUGAUGUUGACUAUUUUCUUUAGUACGUGAGCAUAAUGUUGUAUAUAUUAAGUCAAUUGUAGUAGUGUCAAAUUCUUGUUGUAUGAUAAAUGUAAACCGAGCCUAUGUUUCUUUUA
Messenger RNA from Hevea brasiliensis (rubber tree), 2740 nucleotides. RefSeq lists its product as uncharacterized. The transcript has 2 exons. The record is from RefSeq and is a predicted model, not a curated record. NCBI's taxonomy places the organism in Eukaryota, Viridiplantae, Streptophyta, Magnoliopsida, Malpighiales, Euphorbiaceae. Bases 247 to 2565 code for a protein of 772 amino acids. Gene Ontology annotation, biological process: reciprocal meiotic recombination.